This is a messenger RNA of Uranotaenia lowii, 2130 nucleotides long. Its product is annotated as protein phosphatase 1 regulatory subunit 21. The coding region runs from base 553 to 1746 and encodes 397 amino acids. Gene Ontology annotation, cellular component: membrane; early endosome. NCBI's taxonomy places the organism in Eukaryota, Metazoa, Arthropoda, Insecta, Diptera, Culicidae. The record is from RefSeq and is a predicted model, not a curated record. The transcript has 6 exons.
GAUGUGAAAAAAAAACUUUUAUUCAGCGAUUGCGAAUGUUUUCCCUUUCUUCCAAUCCAACUGAUCGAAAUACAGAACAAUUUCCCGGAAACUCCGUGAAAAAAGCCUCGAUCGUAUCCCAACGGACCAUACGCCAGCGUUCCCCCUGGCCAGUGUGAAGCGAACAGUAAUCCAGGUUCGAUUUCCACGACGUGUAAUUCCGCGAUCAUGAAAAACUAACGGUGAAAUACUUUUCGCGACCGUAACCCAGCCAAAGUUGAGAAAAGUUUUAAUAUUUUGAAGUCGUUUGUUGAGUUAUCGCUGAUGGUGGCCGUCGUAAUCCAAUAUGCAAAGUGCUCCUCACACUGCUUUGUCGGCAACUGCUGUAGUCAAUAAUAGAAGGAAGUAUAAUACAUUAACUAGCGCUGGGCGGAAAUCGUAAUCAAGGAGUGUGUUGUGGAGUGUAUUUUUUUAUCAAUCUUUUCUUGCUGGGUUGGCUUCACACGUAACAACAUAGGAACCGGAACCGAUUGAUUGAUUGUGAAGUUGUCGAGCGAUCGAAGCGAAGGAAAAAUGGAACCGGAUAACUCAACCAAGUAUCAGAAACUUGCCGCAGAAUACUCUAAGCUUCGUGCCCAAGCCAGCGUUCUGAAGCGCGCCGUGCUAGAGGAGCAGAACAAAAGUUCGGUCCUUCGUGAAACCCUGCGCACCAAGGAAGCCAGACUCCGCAAAUCGGAACAGGAAGUGGACAGCCUUGGCUUUCGGAACAAGCAACUCGAAAGGCGCGUAGCCGAUUUGCAGACGGAUUUCGAGCAGGAACAAAAACGACACACCGCCAAGGGGUCAAAGUCCAAAGCAGGAAGUGGCGGCGGCGAUGGUCAGUCCACGACGUCAAGUGGAAGUGCCGAUGCCAUGGUCAUAGUCGAAGAUCUACAGCAAAAGAUUGUGGAAAAUGCCAAACUGGCAAUUGCGCUCGAAGACAAAGAUGCCGAAAUUCGGCAGUGCCAGCUGAGGCUAGACGGACUGAACCGGGAGCUGCAACAGCAAGCCAGCACCGAACAGAAGUUGAGGAAAGAGCUCGAAACACUCUCGCUGAGAAACACUGAGUUGGAAGCGAAAAUUUCCGAAGCUGCUAGUACGAUCGGCAGUGAAGAUGGAUUAAGCGUGACUGCUGAUAUGGAAAAUCACUUCAACAAUCACUUCAGUAGCAAUUCCAGCCAAGCAACAGCGCCAGGAGGAGCAAUGGGAGGUGCUGCUGGGCAUGCCACCGGCAGUAAUAAUAACAGCGCCAGUUACGACGACCGGAUAGGCUACCUGGAGAAAGAACUGAGCCAUUGGCGAGCGCAGUACGAGCUGAUCAAGCUAGAAAUGUCUAGUCAACGUGGGGGAUCCAAGAGGGACGAAAUACCUAGGGAAAUUGCUGAAAAAAAUAUUGACCCAGACAACCAGGCUCAGAGCGAGUUUCAGCUAAGGGAACAACAACUGGUCGACCGGUUCACGAGAAGCAUCGGCGAGCUGUUCCAUGACAAAUGUAGGGCCGAGUCCAAAUUAACUUCGCAUUUAUUAGAGUCUCAAAGACUGCAAUCUCAUCUGGAAAUUAUGAAAAAUCGACUGAAAGAAAGUGACGAUGCCAAGCGUGGCGAGGAGCAUCGAUACCGUAUCAUCGAAGAUGAACUGGCCCGUACCCGUCUAAAUUACGAGGAACAGAUCAGCGUUCUAACCGAACAGGUGAUAAGUUUGAGCGAUCAGCUGGCCAAAUGCAAGUAAAGCAUGCAACCGAUCGUCUGCAAGUCAUCGGUCCAGCAUUGUGUAAACACAACUACUUCAAUAUCUACUUUUGGUUGGUGCGUGCAUCAUCAGCGUCAACCGAACUUGUUUUCGCCGAAGUGAUAGCGAACAAGAUCGUGAGAAACUUGUUGAUUUACUUUGUUUUGUCCCCGCCCUAUCUAUAUUAUAUUAUAUGUUAUUUGAGAGAAGAAAUACUGCACUCCUUCUGGAAGGAGUAAAAUUAGCGAAAAAAUCAACGAUAGAGUAUUAUAAUCUGUUUUUUUUUUUCAAAACCUACCUACAUGUGUGUAAAAGAAAAAUUUCCUAAUACAUAUAUCAAACUACUUGAAUGAAUAUAUUGUGAAUGACGAAUAAGAAAUAAAU